Messenger RNA from Drosophila serrata, 4205 nucleotides. It is a transcript of the gene egg, whose product is annotated as SET domain bifurcated histone lysine methyltransferase eggless. Gene Ontology annotation, biological process: heterochromatin organization; negative regulation of gene expression. Gene Ontology annotation, molecular function: DNA binding; protein binding; histone H3K9 methyltransferase activity. Gene Ontology annotation, cellular component: nucleus. The record is from RefSeq and is a predicted model, not a curated record. Lineage: Eukaryota; Metazoa; Arthropoda; Insecta; Diptera; Drosophilidae.
CAAUACUAAAAUCAAGCGAACUCUUUUCCGUGGGAUAAUAAUUUUAAUAGAAUCAUUUUAUGUAAAUAAUAACGAUUAAAAUAAUAUUGUAACAUUGCCACGGAAACUCCAGCCAUGGAUUGUGUCGAGGACACUGAAACUGCGCCAAAGGAAGAUCCUACACCGCCUGAUGCAGAGGAGCAAUAUGCCGGGUCGCUUGAGGCGCCGGCAGAAAAAAAAAGUAUCGAGUCCUCUGUGCCAAUGGAAAAGGAAGAAGUCGAAAUGGAGGAUCUAACCCUCAAAGACAUCGAUCCCAGUGAAAGUGAAUUGCCCAGUGAGAACCCAAAGACACUCCAACGCGAGGAGACAAACAACGAGCCAAGUGAAGAGCUAAGAGAGCCUACUAAAAAGCCAAGGAAAGUGCCCACUAAAGAUCCCAAGGAAGUUUGUGAUAAGCCAGAAGAUCCGCAGCGUGAGGGAAAGGAAAAAACAGGCGACGAAGUAGUUAUCAGCAGUGAUUUGGCCAGUAGUCCAGUACCCGCUCGACUGGAUAAAGCAGCGCCAAAAUCCGAUCCAGCUGAGGAUUCCGACAGUAGCGUGGAGCUUAUCGAUAGUCCAGCUAAGUCCCCCUCGCCCAACGAAGUUGCAAAGGAUCAGGCCAAACCAGACGGUGUCGAUGGUGCAGCAGUUGUGGACGCUCCCCAAGAUCCCAAAGCCCCCGCUGACCCCGAGAGCAAGAAGGUCGAGGAAGAAGCGGACAGUAGCAUCGAACUUAUCAGCAGUCCCACUCCCGAGGCCUCGCCUGGCAAAGAAGGCGAAGGAACAAAGGCACCGGGUGAUCAGGAGCAACAAACUGCUUCAGAGUCCCGCGAAAGUAAAGCGGAAGACGAGAUCAUGGAAGUCGAUCAAGAAGAGACAUUUAAAAUUCAAGCAGACAAAUCGGAGAUGAAAACGAUCUCAAAGGAGCCCGUUAAAGAAAGUAAUGACUUCCCAGAAGGAGACAAAUUUGAACUAUCGGCAAACAAAAUAGAAGAGCCCAUGGAAACUGAAGGAGCCCCUAUCGACGCAGAUGGAAACGAGGUUGCCCUAAAAGUACAGCUGGAAAAGGCAACGGAGCAAAUGGCACCCGAGAACGAUGACCCAUUGCCUGCGGAUGGAGACAUUUUUUAUGGAAAAGACUGCAUUAACUACAACUGCGAAAAGCUGCACAAACAGUAUGUGCUGGCCAGCAUGGCCCUUUUAAACUUUUAUAAUGUGACCCAAAAAGGCUAUAGACAGCAGUUCGUAUGUAUGGAGUGCUACGACACGGCAAUGGACGUGUACGAGGAAUUCGCGGGUCACUUAGUGGCCAAGCAGCCGCUGUUGUUAAAGGAUUUCCGACAGGACCAUGCAGAUUUCGUGGCCCUAGACAGCAGUGAUGAGGAAGAGGAGGAAAAACGGCCAGAGCAAACGGAAUUUUCGAAAAACGACCUGAACCUAAUCGAAAAUGAACUGGAAGAUGCCAUCAAGAGCGUGCUGAGUAAAGUCGAGUUACAAAAUCAACUCGCCUGGUCAAAGACCAUACUGAAGGCCAAGGCGGAUCGCUUAGAGAGCCAGUUUGAGAUCGUAGAUGCGGAACUCGAAAGUGUUCAGAGCGUGGCGGACCAGAUGCAUGCCGCCUUGUACAGCUCGUGCGCAGUGGUGCAUAAGAAUAUGCCACCCCUGGACAUCCAGCACAGCAUGAGUGACUACAUGCAGCAGAAUGUGCCGCCGGCUGGCGAGAUCGUUCGUCCACCAAUUGAAUUGAACGAGACGUAUUAUGCAGUGAAGAACAAGGCCAUUGCCAGCUGGGUGUCCAUCAAAGUGAUCGAGUUCACCGAAAGCACCGCCAUAAAUGGCAACACCAUGAAGAGCUACAAGAUCAAGUAUCUAAAUACGCCUUAUCAGAUGAUCAAGACGGUGACGGCCAAACACAUUGCUUACUUUGAGCCACCGCCAGUACGCUUGACCAUUGGCACACGAGUGAUUGCUUACUUCGACGGCACCACAUUAUCACGGGGCAAGGAUACAGGCACCGUGCAGAAUGCUUUCUAUCCUGGCAUCAUCGCAGAACCACUGAAGCAGGCCAAUCGGUUCCGCUACCUAAUUUUUUACGACGACGGCUACACACAGUAUGUGCCCCAUCGGGAUGUCCGGUUGGUUUGUCAGGCCUCUGAGAAGGUGUGGGAGGAUGUGCAUCCCGCUUCACGCGAUUUCAUCCAAAAGUACGUAGAGAAGUACUCGGUGGACCGGCCUAUGGUACAGUGCACCCGGGGCCAGAGCAUGAACACCGAGUCCAAUGGUACUUGGCUAUAUGCCCGCGUCAUCGACAUCGACUGCAGCCUGGUCCUGAUGCAGUUCGAGGGCGAUAAGAAUCAUACCGAAUGGAUCUAUAGGGGUUCCCUGCGAUUGGGCCCGGUGUUUAAGGAAACUCAGAAUGCCCUAAACAGUGCCAAUGCCCAGCAGAUGCGUGUGCCCAGACGAACGGAGCCCUUUAUUCGCUACACCAAGGAGAUGGAGUCAAGCAGCCAGCAGGUUAAUCGGCAGAUGCGCGCUAUUGCCCGCAAGAGUAGUGCUUCGUCACAGAAUGUGUCCGCGGCCUCAUCCUCGCCCUCGGCCGCCUCCGCACCUGCAACUUCCUCCGCCGCAAACGCUGCUGCCGCCGGAAGCCGCACCGGAAUUGGCAACACUGUUAAGCAUCUCAACAAUUCGACCAUUUAUGUGGACGAUGAGAACAGGCCCAAGGGUCAUGUCGUCUAUUUCACAGCCAAACGGAAUCUGCCGCCAAAGAUAUUCAAGCAGCACAGCUGUAGUCCCAACUGUCUGUUUAAAAUCGUUCACCGCCUGGACAGCUACAGUCCGUUGGCGAAGCCACUUCUCUCCGGCUGGGAACGUUUAAUAUUUCGCCAGAAGACCAAGAAGAACGUCGUCUACCGAGGUCCCUGCGGCAAGAGCCUGCGCAACCUGGCCGAAGUGCACAUGUAUCUGCGGACCACCGAGAAUGUACUGAAUGUGGACAAUUUUGACUUUACGCCCGAUCUGCGAUGCCUGGCGGAGUAUUCAAUAGAUCCGUCGAUCGUCAAGGAGGCAGACAUUUCCAAGGGGCAGGAGAAGAUGGCCAUCCCGCUGGUAAACUAUUACGAUAACUCGCUGCCGCCACCCUGUACAUAUGCCAAGCAGCGAAUACCAACCGAGGGGGUUAAUUUGAAUCUGGACGAGGAGUUCCUCGUAGGCUGCGACUGCGACGAUGAUUGCUCGGACAAGUCGAAGUGCGCCUGCUGGCAACUAACCGUGGCCGGCGUAAAGUACUGCAACCCGAAGAAGCCCAUUGAGGAGAUCGGCUAUCAGUACAAGCGACUGCACGAGCAUGUGCCGACCGGUAUCUACGAGUGCAACUCACGUUGCAAGUGCCGGAAGAACUGCCUGAACCGCGUGGUGCAGUUCUCGCUCGAGAUGAAACUGCAGGUGUUCAAGACCUCAAAUCGCGGCUGGGGCCUGCGCUGCGUGAACGACAUUCCCAAGGGAGCCUUUAUUUGCAUCUAUGCAGGCCACCUACUUACGGAAACUAUGGCCAACGAGGGUGGUCAGGAUGCUGGCGAUGAGUACUUUGCAGAUCUCGACUACAUUGAGGUGGCAGAGCAGCUCAAGGAGGGCUACGAGUCGGAGGUGGAGCCGCCGUCGGAACCGGAACCGGACGAUGAGACAUACGGUCCGGACCCCGAGGAUAAUGAUGACGAUUUUCGGCCCAACUACCACUAUCAGCGCAAGAACAAACGCACCUCCAGAAGUAACAGCGAGUUGGACUCUCAGGAGCGGGCGGUAAUCAAUUUCAAUCCUAAUGCCGAUCUGGAUGAGACGGUGCGUGAGAACUCGGUGCGGCGACUGUUCGGCAAAGACGAGGCCCCCUAUAUCAUGGAUGCCAAGACUACCGGCAACCUUGGGCGUUACUUUAACCAUUCGUGCAACCCGAAUCUUUUCGUACAAAACGUCUUUGUGGACACCCACGACCUGCGCUUCCCAUGGGUGGCAUUCUUCUCUGCCUCGCACAUCCGCUCCGGCACCGAGCUGACCUGGAACUACAACUACGAGGUGGGCGUGGUGCCGGGCAAAGUGCUUUACUGCCAGUGCGGUGCUAGUAAUUGUCGCAUUCGAUUGCUCUAAUUUAGUUUUAAGCUCAAAGAGAAAGUUCCGCAAAUAAAUUUAAUUCA